AUGAGGGGUUUGCCCUUUCAUGACCAGGGGAAGAGGGGUUUAGAGGCAGUGAAUACCAUAUUAGAAGGGAACCAAGCUCUCUUCUGGGUGAAUAAGAGGCCAAAGUUGAUAAUCCCAGAGGUUGUGGAGCCAAGAUCGGUACUUGAUCACAGAAGCCCGAGUUCUCCCACCUCCACAGCCACACUGUCUUCUUCUCUAGGAAGCGGCAGCUCCUGCGACACCGCCGUAGUGGCGGCGGUCUCCGGCAACUCCGCCAACAAAUGCUCCCUCUCCGACUCCCGCAGAGGUGCGGUCGGGAAGGAGGAGUGGGCGGCUGAGCUGCAGCCGGUACCAGCCGGUCUGGACAUGGGCUUCGUUGCAGGAGGUGAAAGGUGCGGACUUGGGGUCGAGGACUGGGAGGUGAUGCUCUCGGAGACUUCGGCGGCCUCCCAUGGCCGGGAGCAGACCUUUCUCCGGUGGAUCAUGGGCGAUGUCGAAGACCCCUCUGCGGCCGGGCUUAAGCAGCAACAGCUGCAACUGCUCCUCUCUCAGGGGCCAGUGGAUUUCCCUGGCAACAAUGGCAACUUGGGGUUUGGGAUUCUCGACCCGGGUAUUGGGCUUGAACCCAUUGGAAGGAUCCUGGAUGAUCCCUCCGUCUCGGCGUCCACCGGUAGUUCUUCCCCUUUAGCUUCUAAUGUUACUACUGGUGGCGGCUUUUCGCUCGGCAGCAGUGACAGUUGGGUGUCUCAGCCCUUGGCGAGCACCGGCGUCAAAGGGGCCAUCUCCGGUGACCAAGCCGGUAGUCAGCUCUUCUCUCCUCAGCCUCCGCCAGGCAGCACCUUCUCGCCGAUUCUCUCUCUACCGCCAGGUAUGUGCUUCCCGAACGCCAUGGAGGACAAGCCGCAGUUCUUUGGUCCAGAGCUUCUCGUGAACCAGCCAUUAGCCAACUCGAGCCCUCCUUUCUUGCUCAAUGUGGGGCAGCUGGAGCACCAGCAGCUGUCGCACCUCCUCGCCACCCAACCGAAGCGCCAUCGUCCGGUGGUCGACCAUGUUCCGCCAAAACUUCCCUUUCUGGAAUCUGGCGGGAGCUGGGACCUCUUCCUCCGGCAACAGCAGUCAUACCCGCAGCAGCAGCAGAGUCCGAGCUUUCUUCAGCAAAGGUCGGUGAGUCCGAAGGUGGCGGCUCUUGGGGAUGAUGCUACGGCAGCUAUGGCCACACCGCCGCCGCAGCAACAGCAGCUACAAAAGUCGGUUGUUGACCUGCUUUUCGAGACUGCAAAGAUGGUCGAGGCCUGCAAUUUCGUUGGCGCGCACGGGAUAUUGGCGCGGCUCAAUCACCAGCUCCCUUCGCCCCUGGGGAAGCCCCUUAUCCGCUCUGCUUUUUACUUCAAGGAGGCACUGCAGCUGAUCCUCUCGAACAGGUCGAACCCUGUCCUCCCUUCCACUCUGACAGCCCAACAUCAGCAGAGCCAGAUCUCGACUGCUCCCCUGUCGACUAAAUGGGACGUCGUGCACAAGCUCAGUGCUUACAAGGUUUUCUCUGAGGUCUCCCCCAUCAUCCAAUUCUCCAAUUUUACCUGCACUCAAGCCCUCCUAGAGGAGCUCGGUGGCUCUGACCGUAUUCACAUCAUCGACUUCGACAUUGGUUUUGGUGGCCAAUGGUCCUCCUUCAUGCAGGAGCUGGCCCUGCGGCGCUGCUCAGCGGCAGGUCCAGUGCGGUUGCUCAAAAUUACAGCUUUUGUGCCUUAUCGCUCCCAGAACAACCUUGAUCUCUGCCUCGUCCGGGAUAACCUCUCCCAUUUUGCAAGCAACGUCAACAUCCCCCUUGAGUUUAGUGUCCAUAGCCUUGAUUCGUUUGACCCCUUGAAGCUCCUUGGUGCCGGAGGUGAAGCCAUCGCUGUAAACCUCCCUGUAGGUUCUGUGAACCUUUCAUUCACAGCUCUCCUCCGUGUUGUAAGGCAGCUGUCCCCGAGGAUCGUGGUCUCAGUUGACCAAGGUUGCAAUCGGAGUGACCUACCAUUCUUGCAGCACUUCAUCCAUGCUUUUCAGUCCUCCAUGGCACUUAUGGAGUCCAUUGAUGCGUGUGGGAUCAACCAAGAUACGGCUAGCAAGAUUGAGAGAUUUCUGUUACAACCAAGAAUUGAGAGUUCUGUUCUUGGGCGGCACCGUGCAGCUGACAAGAUGCUUCCCUGGCGAAUGCACUAUACAACAACAGGAUUUGUCCCCAUGCAGUUCAGCGAUUUUACAGAGACGCAGGCAGAAUGCCUUCUCAAGAGGGUGCAGGUCAGAGGAUUUCAUGUGGAGAAGUGCCAGGCAUCGCUUUGUCUUUACUGGCAGCACAAGGAGCUCGUCUCUGUAUCAGCUUGGAGGUGCUGAAGAACUACCUUCUUACAGGAAGUGACAUCCAUGCUCGAACGUCUGCACAUGGUGUAAGCGGUCCAGUAGAUGACAGAGGCUGCUGGGUGGUGACCUGCCACUCACUGAUGUGGGUCCAAAGCCCAUGUUUCCAUGCAUGAAUGGCAGGUACAAUCUUGCUCUUGAUGUAAUGAUUCAUUGCAUGCAGGGCUAACACCAGACAAAAUC
Messenger RNA from Musa acuminata subsp. malaccensis (wild Malaysian banana), 2562 nucleotides. The record is from RefSeq and is a predicted model, not a curated record. Lineage: Eukaryota; Viridiplantae; Streptophyta; Magnoliopsida; Zingiberales; Musaceae.